AUGACGCUGCAAUUUUUCUUGAGGUCUCCUCGUUCCUAUGCAGCAACUCGUCGUCUAUUGUACCCCGUACUCAAGUCUCAACGAAUAACAUGGCCUCGUCUUAUUCCCCACCAAUUUGUGGUGGUCCACUCGCGUCACCGUCUGAAGAUUCACGCUCUUGCAGCUCGCGAUGUCUGGACAGGCCGUAACGCCGAGUUGUUGCGUGAAUUUCCUCAUAUUUUGGCUACAUCUUCUACUCUUACUACUAAGAAGGAGUCAUUGCUACAAAUGCUACGUCGUCUACUACGUGUGGUGCUUCAUUUCGCCAAAUUAUUAAGUCUUGCACUCCCAUUAGCACUCACAGCUCCUGUGGCUUUCUCAGUUGGUAUGAUAUUGCCUAAAGUAACAAAUCAAUGGUGGGAAUUAGCUUUAUGGCUUGCACAACAUUCUUCUCCUACAGUGAUGAAGUUUUUGCAAUGGGCAAGUACUCGUCGUGAUAUGUUUCCAGCUUCAUUCUGUGAUCGAUUUGAGAUGUUCCAUGAACAUGCGCCAAUGCAUUCGUGGCUACAGACACAAGAUGCUUUGAGAAUGGCAUUUGGUGACAAUUGGAGAGAAAUUUUAGAGGUUGACAGUCAUCCUAUCGGGUCAGGAUGCAUUGCACAAGUGUAUCGAGCACGUAUCAAAGAGACAAACGAAGAAGUUGCAGUUAAAGUGAUUCAUCCACAUGUCAAGCAAAUGGUAGCACUGGAUUUGCAACUUUUACAUGGAUUUGUAGCCAUGUUGGAAGCUAUACCGACGCUUAGAUGGAUAGGAGGAAAGGAUAGUGUGACGGAGUUUGCGUCACUUAUGGAACGUCAAUUAAAUUUGCGUGUGGAAGGAGAGAACCUUGCUUUGUUUACCAAACAUUUCCGUAAUCGGAAAGGAUUACGGUUUCCAGUACCCCUCAUGAACUACACGACAGAAAAUGUUUUAGUCGAGAGUUUUGAAGGCGGAUUGCAUUUCAGUGAGAUUCUUUCUACAAUGGAACCGCCACGUCGUAAAGCAGUGGCACGAGUCGUGCUUGAAGCGUAUCUUCGAAUGGUUUUCCUAGACAAUUUCGCACACGGAGAUUUACAUCCAGGCAACCUUUUGUUUGAUGAGCAAGACGGAGGAAGAAACGCUCGUAUGUCGCGCUCUCAAGCCAUUCGAAAUGCCGGUGUUGUGGUCAUAGAUGCCGGGAUCGUGACAAAGCUCGAGCAACAAGAUCUGCGCAACUUUGUAGAACUGUUUUACGCAGUGGCAACAGGUAAUGGGUACAAGGCUGGAGAGCUCAUCGUGUCUCGCAGCAAGAGGAGUAGGGUCGGGCCAAAUGGGGACACUGUGCCAAUUAAGUGCAAGGAUCUCGAGUCUUUCUGCACGGGGAUGGAGAAAAUUGUAGGCGAAGCGAUGAGUUGGAGGCUCAACCUAAAGAAUGUGCACGUUGGAUCGCUGCUUCGCCAAGUCAUGGAGUUAUGCUGCACACACGAAGUGCAACUCGAGGGGAAAUACGCGUCAAUUGUCGUUUCCAUUGCAGUCUUAGAGGCAGUUGGCAGGAAGUUGGACCCGGAUAUCGACAUCCUGGCCGUGGCGCUUCCGAUCAUCACACAGUCGCUCAUAAAAAACGUCUUAAGUUGA
Messenger RNA from Peronospora farinosa, 1632 nucleotides. NCBI's taxonomy places the organism in Eukaryota, Oomycota, Peronosporomycetes, Peronosporales, Peronosporaceae. The record is from the annotation of a GenBank genome assembly.